AUGGCUCCAUCUCUACUCAUAUACUCGUUCCUCAUUCUCACAGUCAUCACAUUCUCCACACCCACACAGUCACUUUUUCUAACCCUCGUUAACAACUGCAACUACACCGUCUGGCCCGCCAUCCAGCCCAAUGCCGGCCACCCAGUUCUCGCAGGCGGCGGCUUCGUCCUCCACACCCUCACCCACCAGUCCAUCCCCGUACCCGACACCCAUUGGUCGGGCCGGGUCUGGGCCAGAACCGGCUGCGGUUACAACGGCAACCACUUCUCCUGCGUCAGCGGCGACUGCGGCGGCCGCCUCCAGUGCAACGGCGCCGGCGGCUCCGCCCCCGCCACGCUGGCACAGUUGGAAGUGCAUCACGGUAACGGCGACUUCUCCUCUUACGGCGUUAGCCUCGUCGACGGUUUUAACGUCCCCAUGACGGUCACACCGCACGAGGGGAAAGGCAUGUGUCCCGUCGUGGGUUGUCGUACCGAUUUAGUUGCCACGUGUCCUCCUCCGCUGCAGCACCGUGUACCCGCAGGUCACGGUCCUGUGGUGGCGUGUAAGAGUGGGUGCGAAGCUUUUCACACGGAUGAGUUGUGCUGUAGGAACCAUUACAACAACCCCCAAACGUGUAAGGCCUCGGUGUACUCCACUUUCUUUAAACACGCAUGUCCUUCCACGUUUACCUUCGCGCAUGAUAAUCCUUCGCUCAUGCACCAGUGUUCCUCCCCGCGCGAGCUUAAGGUUAUCUUUUGCCAUUGAAUAUGACAAAGCUCUUUGUGUGUCUCAGGGUUUGUGUCAUUGUUUUAUGACUCAGCUUUGGUUUGUUCAAAUA
Abrus precatorius (Indian licorice) is the source of this 820-nucleotide messenger RNA. RefSeq names its product osmotin-like protein. Lineage: Eukaryota; Viridiplantae; Streptophyta; Magnoliopsida; Fabales; Fabaceae. Gene Ontology annotation, cellular component: extracellular region. The record is from RefSeq and is a predicted model, not a curated record. Bases 1 to 747 code for a protein of 248 amino acids. The transcript has a single exon. Gene Ontology annotation, biological process: defense response.